This is a messenger RNA of Komagataella phaffii GS115, 2088 nucleotides long. RefSeq names its product Protein kinase involved in the response to oxidative and osmotic stress. The record is from RefSeq and is a predicted model, not a curated record. Gene Ontology annotation, biological process: protein phosphorylation. The transcript has a single exon. Lineage: Eukaryota; Fungi; Ascomycota; Pichiomycetes; Pichiales; Pichiaceae. Gene Ontology annotation, molecular function: protein kinase activity; ATP binding. Bases 1 to 2088 code for a protein of 695 amino acids.
AUGACACUUUUUGAUAACCUCAAACAGUUGAUACGACCACACGAUUCGGAGAAAGAUCGGCGAAGGAAGUCCCGAGUUCAACCCAAGGGCCAAUCCAAUAAGGACAAUGCAGCAGCAUCGGAACCUACAUCUCCCGUGGAGCCAGAUUCUAACAGUCCGGACCCAGUAAUAAUAGUAGAAGAUACAGACGCCGAUAAGGAGCAGGCAGAUCCAAGUACUCCAUCCAUUGACCAAUCCAAAUAUUAUGAUCUCCCGCGCUGUUAUGAAUUAGUCCAAUUGAUUGGCCGCGGUGCCUUCUCCAAUGUUUAUCAAGCUAUAGACGGAAGAUAUCCUGUAGAAAAUAAGCGUCGUGAUGUUGCGAUCAAGAUUAUUGACAAGUCACAGAUGACUAAACAAAAACUGAACAAUGUUUUGAAAGAAAUCUCUAUUAUGAAGAGGUUAAACCACCCUAACGUGACAAGACUAUACGAAUAUAUCAAUAAUGAAGACAGUAGUUACUGUUACUUAGUAUUGGAAUUGGUCAGAGGAGGUGAAAUCUUCAAUCAGAUCAUCAAGUAUACUUAUCUUUCAGAGGAUGUAUCACGACACAUUAUAACCCAAUUGGCUCAAGCGGUAAACUAUUUACACCAAGAAAUUGGGAUUAUACAUCGAGACUUGAAGCCCGAAAAUUUACUUUUUGAACCGAUUCCAUAUAGUCAGAGAUCGCCAGAGGAAGUAAGAGCCCAUAAACGAGAGUCUGAUGACGCUAAGAAAGUGGACGAAGGGAAGUUCACUGAGGGCUUAGGUGGAGCUGAAAUAGGACUUAUUAAAGUGUGCGAUUUUGGCCUCUCUAAGUACUUGCUAACCGGAUCUAGCAAAACCAAAACUCCCUGCGGCACGAUUGGGUAUACUGCUCCGGAAAUCAUACGUGAUGAGUUCUACUCAUAUAAAAUAGACAUCUGGGCUAUUGGCUGCAUCCUUUAUACAUGUUUGUGCGGUUUUCCACCAUUUUAUGAUAACGAUCCAGUAGUCCUUUCCAAAAAGAUUAGUGAGAAUGACUAUUGCUUUCUCAGUCCCUGGUGGGAUGAAAUUUCUAAUGAAGCAAAGGACCUAGUUUCCAAUUUGUUAACCUUAGACCCAGAAACAAGAUUCUCUUUGGAUGAGUUGCUUUCCCACCCUUGGAUUACCAAGAAUGGCACUUUGACUUCAACUAAAACAACUUCACACAUUGACCAUGAACAUGACCCAUCGGCCAUAAAUAAGGCAUACGUCUACAAGUUACUCAACAAUAGCGGUCCAUUGGCUAUCCCAAACUUGAAUGACGAUUAUCUUAGUUCUCACCUUGAUCACCCAGACUACGAGGGUCGACCUCAAUCACCACGUAUGGACGUUAUACGAAAGGUAUUUGAUGGGUCAUUAAGAUCCCCUUUAAUGACAGGUAAGAAUACCAAUACUAUCAAUGAGGCUGAAGAAAACCUGGACACCAUAGUAUUGGAUCAAUUAAAACCCAAAGAUAGAUUGUCCUUGUCAAUCUCCACCGAAGAUGACGAUGAUGAUGAUGAUGUUGAUGAUGAUGAUGAUGAUGAUGAUGAUGAUGACGAUGACUACGGUGAAGGCUAUGACGAUGAUGAUGACGAGGAAGAGGAGAAUGAGGAGGAGAAGGAAGAGGAGAAGGAAGAUAAUAAUGAGGAGGGCGACAAUGUUAAUGGUAGCCAUGCAAACACCCAGAGCUCCAAAUUGGAAACUUGGCAUUCUCAAGGAGAGCACCAACUGAGCUCCAAUGUAUCCUCUGUGGAGGUACAUUCCAUUAUGGAAGAUAACCACAAACAGAGAUCUAGAGGUAGCUCCAUGAUUUCGUUCGACGAUAGCAUCGUACAUUCUCAUCAUGUUCGUAAUGAAUUUCCACGAACACCUAUCCCAGAGGAUGUUGAGUCCAGCCCUGUUUCAUCUAAACCCAGGUCAGCAUCAUAUCCUUCUAAGCCCUUGGAAGAUGAAGGUCUGUACAUCAGCGAAAACAAAGACUUCGACCUAAACUUGAAUCUUUCAAACCUAAUUCUACGAAGAAAGAGCAAGUCAUCAUCUACGGUCAACCAAUCUUCUAAAUACUGA